CCUUUAAGAAAGUUGACUCCUUCCGCGUUUACCUGAAGCUCUCAGGACUUUCCUAAUGGGCGUCUGCCAUUGACACCAAUUUGUUUGUGCUGUUGUCGUGCUUGUAGAAAGAAAGAGAGGGAAAGAGAAAGAGAAAUGAGCAGAAGAAACUAAAAAAACAAAAACUUUCCCGGAAUUUAAAGUUUAGUUUUUGUUGAAGCUGAGUCCUCGCAGGUCGCUAUGGGUUGUUGUGGCAGCACAGAGGGCAAACGUGACUGGAAACCGCUGGAGGAGCGUAGCUGCACGGAUAUCCCAUGGCUCAUCGUAUUUAUACUGUUCUGCAUCGGGAUGGCAUGUAUUUGUGGCUAUCCCAUCGCCACAGGAGGUGCCUCCAGGCUUAUCUCAGGAUAUGAUAGUUACGGCAACACCUGUGGUAAAAAUAACACCAAGAUCGACGGGGUACCCCUCAGUGGCCGGGACAUGACUGAAAACAAGUUCGUUUUCUUUCUAGACCCAUGCAACCUUGACUUCAUUAACAGAAAGAUCAAGUCCAUCGCCCUGUGUGUCUUCAAAUGUCCAUCUGCUGAACUGACGACAUACAACGAUUUAAAGCAGUUUGCUCUAAAUAAUGGCUCUCAUCUUUGCUCCUAUGAUAUUCCUACGACAAAAUACACACACAGUUCAGAAAGACACACUAAGUGUCCAAAACUUCCUGUUAAACCAAGUAAGGCUGUGCCACUGUUUCGCCGCUGUAUUCCUGUGGAUAUCAGCUGCUAUACUGAGUUUGCCCAGGCAUUCAUCUCAUUUGUCAGUGACAAUGAUGUGUUGCGGCGAGUCCUCGCGGGGGUGAUGGCCAGCAAGGAGAUCAUCAUGGGCCUCUGUCUGCUGGCUUUAGUUCUCUCCUUGAUCAUGAUGGUUGUUAUUCGUUACAUCUCCAGAGUGCUGGUGUGGAUUCUAACAGUUCUAGUAGUCAUCGGCUCUAUAGGUGGGACAGGUGUCCUGUGGUGGCUCUACGUGGACCACAGGAAUGCCCUGAACAGUAACACUGUGUCAGUAUUUGGAAAAGAAGUGGCUUCAGACAAUGUUAAGGCCCUGCUUGUGUGUUCAAUUGGUGCUACAAUUUUCACGGUAAUACUGCUGCUGGUGAUGUUCUUCAUGAGGAAGCGUGUGGCUCUCACCAUCUCUCUGUUCCAUGUGGCGGGGAAAGUCUUCAUCCAUCUUCCCCUGCUGGCCCUGCAGCCUUUCUGGACCUUCCUCUGCCUCAUGCUCUUCUGGGUCUACUGGAUCGCUGUGCUGCUCUUCCUUGGGACUACAGGGACGCCGAUAAAAAACAAUUCUACAAAUGUGGUUGAAUAUCAAAUGCAAGGGCCUCCUCAGUACUUGGUGUGGUAUCACGCGGUGGGCCUCAUCUGGAUCAGUGAGUUCAUUCUUGCCUUCCAGCAGAUGACCAUUGCUGGAGCUGUGGUCACCUACUAUUUCACAAGGAAUAAAUCCCAGUUGCCAGCAACACCCAUCCUGUCUUCCAUGGCACGCACCAUCCGCUACCACCUGGGUACUUUGGCCAAAGGCUCCUUCAUCAUCACGCUUGUUAAGAUCCCUCGUCUCAUCCUGACUUACAUCCACAGCCAGCUCAAAGGAAAGGAAAAUGCCUGUGCUCGAUGCAUGCUGAAAGCCUGCGUCUGCUGUCUGUGGUGUCUUGAGAAGUGUUUGGCAUACUUGAAUCAAAAUGCUUAUACUGCAACAGCCAUCAACAGCACCAGUUUCUGCACCUCGGCUCGUGACGCUUUUAUUAUUUUGGUGGAGAACGCGCUCCGAGUGGCUGCCAUUAACACUGUGGGCGACUUUGUCCUCUUCUUGGGAAAGAUUCUUGUAGUCUCCUGUACAGCAUUUGCUGGUAUUCUGGCUCUGAACUACCAGAGAGACUACACUGUGUGGGUGCUGCCUCUCCUCAUCGCCUGUCUGUUUGCCUUCCUGGUGGCCCACUGCUUCCUCUCUGUGUUUGAGAAUGUGGUCGACGUUCUCUUCCUCUGCUUUGCUAUUGACACGAAGCAUAAUGACGGCAGCCCUGGACGAGAGUACUACAUGGACAAGGCCUUAAUGGAAUUUGUCGAGAACAGUAAGAAAAUGGGAUUUCACAAGCCAAAGGAUGGAGAUAGCCGGGAGAUGAAGCCCAUGACACGUGGAGGGACUUUAGCUUGACCAAGUAUCACAAGGACUGCCAAAACCACUAAAACUCCUCCAGAUCUUAACUCAGAGUUUACUAGCAUUACACUCCAGGGACAUCAAUAAAAAUAACAGUGCACUUUGUAUAGAGCUUUACCAAGCAAGCAAAGCAAAAAGGCGCUUUGGUCUUACUGUAUAUUUUCGAGAAAAAGAUUUAGAGUUUGAUACUAAUAGAUGUAAUGUGGUAAAAGCUCAUUUUUGUUUGUAUUUUGUGAUUAAUUAGCUGGAUUUGCUAGGGUUUUUUUUCUUUAUAUACCCAAGUUUUCUUUUUAUUACAUUUUAAAUAAUAUGAGCGAUUUAACAUGGUUUAACAUGUUUGGUUUCUUUUUUUUUUUUUUUACAGAAGUAGUGUUAGCUGCCGUUCACUGAACCCUUCAGUGAACAUUUUGAAACAUACAGCUAACUAAAUUUUGUCGAAAGUCUGGUCAAGUUGUUUAUGACAUAUUAAAUUUUAUACCUGAAUAAAACACUGACUUUU
Messenger RNA from Stegastes partitus (bicolor damselfish), 2680 nucleotides. It is a transcript of the gene slc44a1a, whose product is annotated as solute carrier family 44 member 1a. Gene Ontology annotation, molecular function: transmembrane transporter activity. The record is from RefSeq and is a predicted model, not a curated record. Lineage: Eukaryota; Metazoa; Chordata; Actinopteri; Pomacentridae. Bases 220 to 2178 code for a protein of 652 amino acids. The transcript is spliced from 16 exons. Gene Ontology annotation, cellular component: membrane. Gene Ontology annotation, biological process: transmembrane transport.